This is a messenger RNA of Cokeromyces recurvatus, 1191 nucleotides long. RefSeq lists its product as uncharacterized. The record is from RefSeq and is a predicted model, not a curated record. Gene Ontology annotation, cellular component: cytoplasm; nucleus. The coding region runs from base 22 to 1056 and encodes 344 amino acids. Gene Ontology annotation, biological process: snRNA import into nucleus. Lineage: Eukaryota; Fungi; Mucoromycota; Mucoromycetes; Mucorales; Mucoraceae. The transcript has 5 exons.
UUUUUUUUUUUCUAAUAAUCUAUGUCGGAUUUUAAAGGAUUCAUUUUUUACAAUCCAAAACAUGAUGACCAAAUAAGCAUAAAGGAUGAAGAAACUACAAUAGACAAAACAAUAACUGAUUUGAGUUUUCAAUUCAGUCGCAUUGGUGGAAGAGAGAAAAAAAAUAAAAAUCGUACAUCAACACUUGCAAAUAGAUCGAUUAAAGAAACUCAAGAAAAAAGAAGACUUUCAGCUUUAGAAAUACAAAAGAAGCAACGACAUAUCUCUGUAUCUAAAGUAAGACAAAUAGCUUUAGGUACACUAGAUGCAGAUACAGAAUCUGACACUGAAGAACAAGUUGAACAACCAAAAAGUACGAAAAGAGCAAGGGAUUCUGAAGAUGAGGAUAUGAAAGAUGUUGUGUCAGCAAAGAUUAUAAAAAUAAAUCCAAGAAGAAAGAAGAAUGAUAAAAAGAAAAAUAAUAAUAUUUAUAUGAAUCAGAUCAUGUAUGCUGAAUACUUGGAGUCUAUACCAGAAGACUUUAUUGAUAAUUGGGUCACGAUGAUUUGUCCAAUAGGUAAAAGAUGUCUUGUUACUUCUGGAAAUGGACAAACAAUAGCACGUUCAAGGAAUGGAAACAUCAUUAAACGAUUUCAAUCUAUUUUACCAAGUGGAUCAAGAACAAGUCAUACUUCUGAAUACUGCAUUUUAGAUUGUGUAUACGAUGCUGUUCAUUGGACCUUUUAUGUAUUGGAUAUCAUGUGUUGGAAAGGAUACCCUAUUUAUGAUUGUGAUACGAACUUUAGGCAUUUCUGGCUACAAACAAAAGUUGAGUUGAAUGAAUUUGAUAAGCCUAACAAUGAAAAUCAGUUUUAUAAAUUUAUAGCCUUGAAACCAGUUUUAACAAGUGAAACACAGUUAAUUGCUGCUAAUCCUGAAGAUUAUCUUUUAGAAAAACAAGGAUUUACAUAUAAUAUUGAUGGCCUUUUAUUUUAUCAUCGACAAGCACAUUAUAAAGGAGGAAGUACACCUCUGGUUUGUUGGGUACCAAGAGAUAAAAUGUACAAUUUGAUAUAAUCAUUUUAAAAAAGCAGUCAUUAUGAAUUAUUCAUCAAGCCUUUUACUACUCUAUUAUCCUAUUAUUAUUUUAUUUUAUUUUUUUUUCCCUUUUUCCCUUUUUUUAUUGUAGUUAUUCUUUCUUUGUAUAUACAC